AAUGGCUUAGCGCCGUUCCUUUAUUGUCUGCGUAUCAAAAACCAAGAACGUACCAUCGGUGAGAGAGUGGGCUGCUGCACUCACACAUGGAAGCUUUCACGGUAGCUGACAAUUCCGUUGAGCUGGAAGCCAAGCGCAAAGAGGACUCCUCUUGGCACCCUUGUCGAGUUUCUCUAAGCUCUUCUGGAGAUAGUCUGAUAGUAAAUUUCGGGAGCCAGGAGUUGGACGAUAUGCUUUUGCAGAAGGAAGAAGUUCUUAUGCAUCUUCGCUUUCGUUCUAUGCCUCUUCAAGUUGAUGACUGUUUCCACAUUGAAGAAGGUGAACGUGUUCUUGCCAACUGCAAGUCGCAAUUCACGAUCCUCUUCCAUGAUGCUGUGGUGGAAAAGGUGGACAGAGUACGGCACUCGAAAAGGGGCUGUAGAUGCACUUUCAUGAUCAAAUGGCUUGAUCAAGACCUCAAAGGACAAACCUUGACCUUGCCAUCAAGCUCAAUCAUGAAACUUGCGACCAAAAGUAUCAGUGCCCAUCCAAUUAUCAAUAAACUCUUAAAACCAGAAAAACACACAGGUUUAUCAUAUUCAUCUCCUUUAUUGACCAUUCUUGAGGGAACAGAUUCUGAAAUAGACCUUAAUAAGUUGCUGCAAAAGCAAAUAGAACAGAUUAGCAAUUUAGCUGAUGCAUCUAAGAAAGAUUUUCCACAGGAUAUUCCGUGGAGAAACAAAGGUGUUAACAACGGACAAUCACCUCACAAACCUACUGCUGAAUCCAAUGCAUGUGUUCAAGUUGUUGCUGAUCACCAUAAUCAUUUGAAGAGAACAACUCGGAGUACAAGGAAACUGCUAAUAAAUAUAGAAGCCAAGAAUCAAUCAGGCCAUACUCUAUCCAUGAAAGAAGCUUUCAUACAAAGUAGGUCUCAUCUAAGCCCUCUAGCUUCACGUGCAGCUCUAGCAUCAUCCCUGUUAAGUGCUAAGAAGUGUCUUGAUAUGGAUUUUAGUUCCUCUAUGACUGCGAGCAUGUUUAUGAAGGGUAAAGAUUCCUCAGAUAUAUUGGCUAUUUCCAUUCCACUUGUUUCAGAAGCUUCCCAUGCGAUAUCACCACACAUUUCAACCCAUGGGGAUGCUUCAUGUGAGCCUCAACCUACUAAACCUUCCUCUUGUAUACCAACUAAGGUUUGGGAAAAUGAAAAUAAGACCUCAGAUGAAAUUAACUGUAAUGCUGAACAGAGGACCUUUUCUCCCGCAAAAAUUACUGUUGAAAGUGUUACAUCAGGAGUUGCUAGUUGUACUACUGAGCUUCCAAUUUCUAGAGCUAAAAUGUCCUUGGUACAUGCAAAUUUUAAUGCAAGUUCUACAGCUCCUAUAAGACUAACUCGCUCAGCAACACGGAAAGGGGCUGUGAUUCCAAAUGAUUAUGUCCAGGUGAAGAUCUGCAUUAAUGACACAAAGAGAAGGAUGCCUGGGAAUAAAAACCAGUUAAGUCAUUCAGCAGAUUCCCGGGGAAAUGAAACUUUGGCCAAUGAAGAGGAGAACAACUCAACCCAUAUUAUAGAUUCAGAUUCAUCUGAAGGAAACAUUGCUGCUCCUGAUCAGAGCAAUGUGGCCACAAUGAAAAGCACAACAUCAGAAAAGAUGAAAGCUGCCUUUACACCAUGUAAUCCUGAGAUUCAUAUCCUUACCAAGGAAGGCAAUAAAAGCUGGAUUGUACACAUGUUGUGCAAAGAUAUGGACAGUGGUAGGAGUAAUCAAGGCCAGAAGAGAAAAGCAGUUCAUCCUAUUAAGCAAGACCGGCGAUUUUCUCCUCGAAAUUUUCUACCUCGUACUCGCUCCCAGAAUAAGGCCCAUCCUGGGAAGUAUAGAGGAGCCAUUAGCAGUUAAUACUUAAAAAACUUAUAUUUCUAGCUCCAAGUGUAGCAGACAUCAACUAUCAACUAUCUAGUAAAAGUUAAUUGCUCUAUAGAUUGUAAAGAAGGUUGAGAAUUAUAUGAAGAUGCUGCAGACUAGCUUGCUUGUUAAA
This is a messenger RNA of Theobroma umbraticum, 2013 nucleotides long. RefSeq lists its product as uncharacterized. Gene Ontology annotation, molecular function: chromatin binding. NCBI's taxonomy places the organism in Eukaryota, Viridiplantae, Streptophyta, Magnoliopsida, Malvales, Malvaceae. The record is from RefSeq and is a predicted model, not a curated record.